Liolophura sinensis is the source of this 657-nucleotide messenger RNA. RefSeq lists its product as uncharacterized. Bases 1 to 657 code for a protein of 218 amino acids. The transcript has a single exon. Lineage: Eukaryota; Metazoa; Mollusca; Polyplacophora; Chitonida; Chitonidae. The record is from RefSeq and is a predicted model, not a curated record.
AUGUCGGUUGUGAACAACCCAUCGGGCGGUAGCUCUAAGGUUAUGAGGGUGUACUAUCCUCAGGGGUCGUACAAACCGUCAGCCUCCCCAAGAGGUGGAGCACAGUUCUUCAAGAGACUCAGCACUCCUAGGGAACUGGCCACCCUUACCUACGAUAUCUACUUCGCCAAGAACUUCAACUUUGUCAAAGGCGGCAAGCUUCCGGGGAUGUACGGGGGCACUAAGACAUGCUCCGGGGGUCGGGACUCAUCCGAUUGUUUCUCCACCCGCUUCAUGUUCAGACGUGACGGUGACGGUGAAGUGUACCUGUACGCUCCGGAUAACCAAGUCAGCAAUUUCUGUUCCGAUUCCAAGGUCAUUUGCAACUAUCACUCGGGCCACUCUCUGGGUCGUGGCACUUUUCGGUUCCGGACGGGCCGUUGGUACACCAUUAGCCAGCGGGUCAAACUGAACACUGUGGGUCAGACGAAUGGUUACGUGAAGGUAUUGAUAAAUGGCUCACAGGUCUACUAUAAGUCCAACCUUAGACUGAGAAACUCCAGUUCGGUGAAGAUCGAUGGCAUGUUCUUUUCAACAUUCUUUGGGGGUAGCGACUCCAGUUGGGCGACUCCAGUCAAUACCUACACUUACUUCCGCAACUUCAAGAUGACCACGUAA